Messenger RNA from Ceraceosorus guamensis, 552 nucleotides. RefSeq lists its product as hypothetical. The record is from RefSeq and is a predicted model, not a curated record. NCBI's taxonomy places the organism in Eukaryota, Fungi, Basidiomycota, Exobasidiomycetes, Ceraceosorales, Ceraceosoraceae. The transcript has a single exon. The annotation marks the transcript as partial.
AUGGCUAACCCGGUCGAGCUCGAAGCGCGCGAGAACUGGAACAUCCUCAAGCUCGGCAAGCCUUGCAAAGAGCCUUCCAGCUUCACCUCUGCCGUCAGCACUCGGGCAAUCGACACCACCAUCAUCAACAACGACGGCGCUUCGGUUGCCGGACAGAGCGGAGCUCGCGGCCACUUUGGCUUCAAGCUCAACUCCAAGGAGGACAAGAUCUGCUGGGACAUUACCACUGUCGGUGUGACCGGAGAGUACCAAUCUCCUGCCAACACUGCGACACACAUCCACCAAGCCGCUGCGGGAAGCGCAGGUCCGCCUCGUCUUGCCUUUCCCAACCCAGAGUUCAAGUACACCGAUGUUGAGGGAAAGGAGGUUCGCGUCAGCAAAGGUUGCGCUCAAGGACCCUUCAGCACUGGUCUGACCGUCGCUGGUCAACCGGGCGUCGACACUGGCUCUGCUUCGGGCUUCACCAUUGCCCAGAUUGAGAACAACCCCGUCGGCUUCUUUGCCGACACCCACACCGUGGAAUUCCCUGCUGGAGCCAUUCGAGGUCAGCUG